AUGAGUAGCUGGUCAAAUGACGACUGUCUUUCUUUCCUCGAGCAUUACCAGAUGGAAUCCUGCAUCUGGAAUCCCAAAGAUGCAAAUCACAAAGAUAAGAAGAAACAAGCAGAUGCAUGGAUUCGUCUCGCUCAACUUACCGGAAGGCCAGUGAAGGAAGUAAAAAAUAAAAAAGAGAUAUUGAUGACUACUUUUCGCAAGCACUUAAAAAAGAAACAGGAAUCUAUGCGUUCUAGCGCAGGUGCCGAUGAAAUAUACAAUCCCACUUGGUAUGCCUACGAAAUCAUGGAGUCAUUUUUACUGCAAGUAUAUACUUCUAAUGAAACGUUAAACACCGAAACUCAAUCACAACAAAUAGAAGAAGUUACAGAUCAGACAGAGGAUGAUCCUCUGAUAAGAGACCGCACCAGUACGCCUAUUACACCGUCCACACCACCACCUAGAUCACCAUCCAGACCACCAUCCAUACAGGAGUUACUAAACGUCGCCGCCUUGCUUCUGAAACGGCUGAAAAGCAAAUGGCCGUGGCUUUUGGUCAAUUAACGAAUGUUUUAAGUCAAAAACAGAAUGAAAAUAGACCUCCUUACAAAGAAGAUGAUUGCGAUCUAUAUGCUAAAUUAUUGGCUAUAAAGCUACGUGAACUGCCAACUGAUGAACGAAAAAUUAUGAUGUACCAAAUAGAUGGGUUGUUUAUAAACAGAAUCAGUCAAAAAUCAAAUGAGCGUACACCAUACCCUCAAUAUUAUUCUCGACCGUCCUCAAUGGCUGGUUCAUAUUCACGCCAUACACCAUCUCCUCAAGUCAUUCAGAGUCGGCCAACAUCAGUUAAUAGCGUUUAUUCUGAACCUAUACAUAAUUCUCAAAGUUUUUUUUCCCUCUCCAUACACAGAAACCUCUCAUUCAGCGCCAAACCCAACAGAACAUAAUAUACUAACUCCAAUACCUCCAGCUCCAUCUACAUCAACAGCACCCCUGUCAUCUAUUCGUAUCAUAUCGGACCAAAUCCUCAACCCACCCCCGCGUGACACCAACAACAUUAUAAACUUGGCUUUAUUGAAUGCUUUCGAAGAUUUUGAGUCGUGAAAAUAAUUCUUAUUUAAGUUAUUAAAUAAUUAAGCUGUAAAAUAGAUAACAUACAUACCUACA
Messenger RNA from Pectinophora gossypiella (pink bollworm), 1146 nucleotides. RefSeq lists its product as uncharacterized. Lineage: Eukaryota; Metazoa; Arthropoda; Insecta; Lepidoptera; Gelechiidae. The transcript has 3 exons. The coding region runs from base 1 to 543 and encodes 180 amino acids. The record is from RefSeq and is a predicted model, not a curated record.